AUGGCUACGGGCGGCGGCGGAGAGCUGCGACCUCUGCAGCAAUUUCGCGAGGCCAUCGGUUGCACUCUAUGUAACAAAGAAGUACCAGCGGCGCCAAAAACCCUGCAUUGUCUGCAUUCCUUCUGCGAGGACUGCCUCGUACGAUACGCUAACGACCUUCCGGACGAUGAUCGGCGGCGCGAACUUCCCUGUCCGACUUGCGACGUCGAGCAAAAUCCGCCUCUCCUCGGGAACGGGAGCGAAGCUGUCGUUCAGAACCUACCGACAAACCUUUUCUUCGAGAACUUUUCGCGACACGUCGCGAGAGACACGGCGCGUCAUUCCGACCCGGGUUUGAUCCAGUGCGAAGACUGCGAAAAGGCGGGGAGAAAAGCGGACACGUUUUGCACCGUGUGUCGUAUCAGUCUUUGCGAUAGGUGCGUGGAGCGCCAUCGCGACGCUCGAAGAACGGAGAGGCACGAACUGGUGGAUAAGAGGACCAACCCCGCCCGACACGGACGCUGGAACUGCCCGCAACAUGAAAACGCGGCUCCGGGACACUGCAACGUGGAAGUGUACCUCUACUGCACGGAUUGCAGGGUUCUGCAGUGUCAGACGUGCAGGGCCACCCACGAGCCGGGCCACAGGUCAACGACUGCACUGGAGGCGUACAGAGACCAGAACCACGUCGACAGAGUCGCACAGCAAUCCGACGAGACGGCCCAGAUGGAGCGAGUCUUCGCCACAACGGUUGGACAGUUAGAAACCUUGAAGCAGCAGCUGGAAGAACGAAAGGGAAACGCAGAGGCGGAAAUUGACAGAAAAACGGAGGCUGUGCGUCAGGCACUGGAGGAGGAGAGCAGACGUCUCAAGCAAGACGCAAACUCCAUCUUUGAGCAGAAGACAACACAUCUGAACCGACAGAUAAGGCAACUGGAAGAGAUACAGGAAAAAUUCAAGCACUCGCUCUACAUCACGAAAGGUUCGCUAGAGUUUGGAGAAGCUGAAGACGUACUUCUCGUUGAAGAACCACUGGUCAGAGGCCUACAGGGUCUGCGUGAAAGAUUCCACAACUACGACCACACUCCCUGCGAAACGACAUGAUAAACUUCGAGGAGAACUAUCGCCCAAACAUGAGAGGGAUUUUGGGUCGUGUCCUAUCCGAUGCGACGAAUCCAGACCUGCUCAUUCCAGGUCUCGGGGGGAGACCAGUGGACACCCGCUUUUAUGCCGAUAAUCUUUGAUUGACGUCGUCUGACGAAAUCCUUAAUACCACCAGACAAAAUCCAUUACCCGUAUAUUAUAUUCUAAUGUGUUUUUAAACAUCAUCGGACAAAAUCCACUACCGGUUAUGCCAAAAUCAACUAGCUACUUGCAUUAUCUCCAUUAUCAUCACCAUUAUACACAUUCCAAUGUUUGGAGCAGAUUAAUGUGUCCUAAUGUGGCAGUGCUAUGAUGCUCACAGACUAAUGAUCAAAAUCACUAGAAUAUUU
Geodia barretti is the source of this 1472-nucleotide messenger RNA. Lineage: Eukaryota; Metazoa; Porifera; Demospongiae; Tetractinellida; Geodiidae. The record is from the annotation of a GenBank genome assembly.